Topomyia yanbarensis is the source of this 948-nucleotide messenger RNA. Its product is annotated as zinc finger protein 708-like. The transcript has a single exon. Gene Ontology annotation, molecular function: RNA polymerase II cis-regulatory region sequence-specific DNA binding; DNA-binding transcription factor activity. The record is from RefSeq and is a predicted model, not a curated record. NCBI's taxonomy places the organism in Eukaryota, Metazoa, Arthropoda, Insecta, Diptera, Culicidae. Bases 1 to 948 code for a protein of 315 amino acids. Gene Ontology annotation, biological process: regulation of transcription by RNA polymerase II.
AUGUGUGACCAAUCAUUCCCCAAGAAGAGACAGCUGGCAGUUCACAAGCGCGUACAUGCCGGCACGCGACCGUACUCCUGUGAUAUUUGCGGUAAAGCAUACACCAAGGGUAUAAAUCUAAACCGGCACAAACGGAUACACACCGGCGAACCACGGCACCGUUGUCGGAUAUGUGGCAGAGAAUUUUUCACUUCUGAGCAGUUGGAUCAGCACCAGCUUACCCAUAAAGAUCAGGCUUACGUUUGCGAUAUCUGUAGUAGGAAGUUUACCGAAAACAGUAGUCUCACGCGACACAAACUUAUCCAUGCGGGUGAGAGAUCGCACAAGUGCGAUAUUUGUGGCAAAGAAUUCAUAACUAGUGCUGAACUCACUCGCCACAUGCGCAUGGAUACUGGCGAGCGUCUGUAUAAGUGUGAUAUCUGUAGCAAAGGCUACGUAGAAAGUAGCAGUUUGAAACGUCACCGGCGUGUUCACAUCGAUAUGAAUCUUGCGGAUCAGCUAUUUAGUUGCGACAUCUGUGGUAGAAAGAUUCUUGAAUCUAAAGAACUUACGCAGCACAAACUUAUCCACAGCAAAGAUCGAGAAUUCAGAUGUGAAGUCUGUGGUGGCAGGUUUAUAAAAUAUUCUCACGUGACUCGGCACAUGCAAAUCCAUACAAACGAACGCCCAUACAAAUAUGACCUCUGCGAGCAGGAGUUUCUUCGAAGAGCACAUUUGACCCAGCAUAAUCGCAGGCAUGUUGGCGAACGACCCCAUGGCUGUGAUUUGUGUGGAAAAAGAUUUGUUGAACGUAGUCAUUUGAUGGGACACAAGCAGCUGUACGACAGGUCAAGGAAUGGUAGCAUGCGAAAAGGAAAAAUUAAGGAUUCUACCGCGACCGAAAGCAUCCACGCGUUCGCUGGAGGCGGUAAUAGGAAAAUAAAAGAGGAAAAGCAAGUUCUAACAUAA